This is a messenger RNA of Amblyraja radiata (thorny skate), 2918 nucleotides long. RefSeq names its product zinc finger protein Gfi-1b-like. Lineage: Eukaryota; Metazoa; Chordata; Chondrichthyes; Rajiformes; Rajidae. Bases 440 to 1954 code for a protein of 504 amino acids. Gene Ontology annotation, biological process: regulation of gene expression. Gene Ontology annotation, cellular component: nucleus. The transcript is spliced from 10 exons. The record is from RefSeq and is a predicted model, not a curated record.
AUGGCGGCGCCUAGGGCUUCGCGGAACGAGGGUGCGGGACACGAUCAACUUACUUUCCUCUUUCUAUUUAAAAAUCGCAAGGGGGAAAACUUCAGCAAACGAAUGCAACCGGUUAGAUACAACUUUGGGCGGGAGCAGCUGCAUGUAGAGAGCUGCAAUUAAGCGUUGUUGUUGCAAUGGGAGCUUGGUUCCGGGACCCGGGAGGGACAGGGCUCGGGCAGGCGAUUUGCAGCUGAAAACAACCUUUUGCAACGAAUUACACCCAUAAAGACCGAGUUUGCACCUUUAAUGCAACAUUUGUCAUGCUGCCUGACCUGUUGAGUGUUCUCCCUGUCGCCACUCAAGCAUCUGCAGUCGUUUGCUUUGGCCUGGGAGGUGGUGGGCGAGAGGUGGGAUCGUUGCGUUAGACCUUGGCGAGACGGAGGACCCUCGUGAGGAGAUGGAGGUUGCCGAGCGCCCGUUGGCCAGGGCGGGCAAGCUGCGGGCCAGUGUUGAGAGGGCAGAGGCCACGUUCCCCCCCGGUGCCAGCGACUCCCCCUCAGACUCCCUCUCGGAGGGUCACGUGGUCACCAUGCAGGCACAGACCCACAAUUUGCCACAAGGACACCUGGCUCCAGACUCCGAGCCGACCAGCGGCCGUGGUGACUCUAUCCCUCUGCCAGAUGCCUUGGACGGAUUGGCUGCCGGCAGCGGUCAGCUGACAGGAGCUCCCAUGCCCUCCGACCCUCAUAGACUGGACGUGACGAGAGAGAGCUGGGACCUCCUGGAGACGGCGCAGGUCCUGAGCGAGAUUGCCGGGCCCUUCCCGCCGGUCAGCGGCACGUCGGAAGAGGAGAGCCCGCCCAAUCCCUUGGCCCGGGUGUCCGACCCGCACCUCCUGGUCCUGUCGACGGCACAGACGGAGAACCCCGAGCUUCAGGUGACCGAGGAGGUGAUUCUGGAACUCCCCAACGGCAUCAAGAUGUACGGCAAAGACCUGUCCGGCCUUACGGAGCUCCUGCAUCCAACACAGGUCCUCCUGCAGGUCGGCCCUCGGAAGUUCACGCUGGCCACGACUGACGCGCUGCUCCCGGCCGGCUCUCUGGUCUUCACCGUGUCACAGGAAACGACGCAGGAUGAGACUCCGGUGAAGCAGCCAGAUGCAGAAGUGGAAGGGAGCUUGUACAGAUGUUACCUCUGCAGUUUGACCUUCAACCGCCGUGGCAAUUACGUCCGACACAAGAAAAUCCACAUGGUCAACACCGAGGAGGAUGCCAGGUACAAGUGCCCCCACUGCGACCGGCAAUUCAUCCAGCAUUGUGACCUGCGUAGACACACACACGUCCACACGGGGACCCAACCCCACAAGUGCGAGCUGUGUGGCAAAGCUUUCCUCAGAGCAAGUGACCUGGUGGUUCACAGACGGUUCCACACCAAAGAUCGACCCUUCCAGUGCGGCCAGUGCCAGAAAUCCUUCUUCCAGUCUGGUGACCUCCGGCGGCAUGUGAGGAACAUCCACAUGACCAACGCCCGGAUGUUGAGCUGUGGCCACUGCAAGAAGAAGUACAUCAAGGAGGCCACGCUGCUCCACCACAUCCAGACCGUGCACCAGGAUAUCCUGCUGCACACCCUGAAGGAACAGGAGCAACACAGCAGUGAUGUGAUGGUGGCGGAGGUCGGAAAUGGAGACGAGGACGAGAGGGUCUUGAGCGGCUACAGACUGCCGCACGUGGAGACAUCCACUACGGAUGAUAACGUCCUAUCAACCGAGGCAGGUGUACAUGGGGAGACUGCUUUGGAGGAGCCACAUGCCCCACAUUACGAUACAGAGACCAAUCCUUCUGUCUCAGGCCAGCUGUUGGAAUCCACGGUCACGGACAGCACGAGGGGACAAAUGCAAGCUCUCCUAGGUUGCAGUGGGUCGGGACCCGGCCUUGUGUUGAUAGACAUGCACCCUGCGGUGACCAUAGCUUAGCGGCCGGAGCUGGGAAAGCACUGAGACUGACCACCAGUGAAGUGAACUGACAUUUCUUCUUUGCCAAGAACAUGCUCCAUUUUUCAUCUGCAGAGGAAGAUGUGAUCCUGUGUAAGUUUGCAGUUACUUUAGAGAUACAGCAUGAAACAGGCCUGCCGAUCACCCCGUAACCUAGCACUAACAUACACACUAGGGACGAUUUACAAGUUUACCAAAGCCAAUUAACCUGGAUGUCUUGGAAGUGUGGUAGGAAACCGGAGCAUCCGGAGAAAACCCACGUGGUCCCAGGGAGAAAGUGCAAACACCAUACAGAUAGCACCCGUUGUCUGGAUCAAACCCGGGUCACUGGCGCUGUAAGGCAGCAACUCUACUGAUGCACCAUCAUUGAUCCUGUGUUAUGUUGAAUUGAAUUGUACGGAACUGAAACAGGCCUUUCUGCCCAUCGUUGACCAUUGAUCCCAAAAACUUUUCAUUCUGACCAAGGAAAGCUCGGCAUUCAAUAAUACCAAUGUGGCACUAAUCUCCAGGGUUCGGGUGCCAUUAUCACACAACUUGUAUUCCACUGGAGGAGCCCACGGUGAAGGAAAAUUUAAUGCUCAAUAUCAGUUUAUACUUGGAAUGACAAAGUGCUGGAGUAACUCAGGUGGUCAGGCAACAUCUCUGGAGAACAUGGGAUAGGUGAUAUUUCGGAUCGGGGUCUGAAGUCACCUACCCAUGUUCUCCAGAGAUUUGGAAUAUUAUUGGAGAAACAAUUCAACAGAAUUGUCACAUCUCUGGCCCUUGUUCAGCCAUCUGUCAAUCAAACCCCCCUCACUCGAGUCUGAAGGGUCCCAACCCAAAACGUCACCUAUCCAUGUUCUCCAUGGAUGCUGCCUGACCUGCUGAGUUACUCCAGCACUUUGUGUCUUUCAUCAGUAAACCAGUUCCUUGUUUCUACAUGAGCUUGGACUUACCUUGUACUAUU